AACUUUGAAAUGCCCCAUUAAUGACUCUCGGGGGAAGAUCAUCUGCACUCAUUUAGUGUGAGAAACAAUGAAUAAUCAAUUUCGUGGGUCGCGUCCAAGUUAACGAGAAGAUGAAAGAUAAGUUUCUCAUGUGUCAGAAACCAAGCAAGGCGAAGCAGACCAAAGACCCAAGAGUCUCUCUCUGUCUCCGGGGAGAGUUUUUGAGUUGUUUAUAUGUUGGAAACGACGAGGCAGAGGCAGUGAAACCGCCCAUUAACUCCCCACAACUUGGUUUUUUCUCCUGUUUGCUGCUGCUCUCGAUUGGGGCUCCUGUUUUGUAUGGAUCUGAAAACAGAUUCACUUCCGUUUGCAAAACGCACAACCGGCCAGCCCUGCCCUUCUUACCAAAUCACAACAGGACAACCUCAAUGCAUACAAACGCAAGGCAACCCAACACAACAAACGAAAUCAAGAAGGAAACAUUCCUCACAUAUGGCCUCUUCCUCUUCUUGCCCUUCUUCUUCUGCUGUGGUUUCCACGUUUGUUGUUUUCCUCACCCUUGCCUCUGUCCUUAGCCCUUCCUUCUCUGCACACGCCCCGACAGGCUCGGCACAUGACCUCCCGGUCAACCAAACAUUUCAGCCGAGCAGACAUUCGCAGGGGCUGAAGGGACGCAUCAAUGCGUAUCUGAGAAAGAUCAACAAACCAGCUGUCAAGACUAUUCAGAGUCCUGAUGGUGACUUGAUAGACUGCGUUCUCACCCACCUUCAACCAGCUUUUGACCACCCUGAGCUCAAAGGGCAGAAGCCAUUGGAUCCACCAGAGAGGCCUAGAGGAAAUGAAUCAGAAGAAGCAACCGCACAUGCCUUUCAGCUAUGGACAGACAGUGGCGAGUCAUGCCCAGAAGGGACCAUUCCAGUCAGAAGGACCACAGAGAAGGACAUUUUAAGAGCUAGUUCCAUCCAAAGAUUUGGAAGGAAGAUAAGAAGAAAUGUGAGAAGAGACUCGACGGGCGCUGGCCACGAGCAUGCAGUUGUUUUUGUGAACGGUCAACAAUAUUUUGGGGCAAAGGCCAGCAUAAACGUGUGGUCGCCUAGCGUUACGGACACGUAUGAGUUCAGUUUGUCGCAAGUCUGGGUUAUCUCUGGUUCUUUUGGCAACGACCUUAAUACCAUUGAAGCCGGAUGGCAGGUCAGUCCAUUAUUAUAUGGAGACAAGAAUCCGAGGUUUUUCACUUACUGGACAACUGAUGCAUACCAAGCAACUGGAUGUUACAACUUGCUCUGCUCGGGCUUCGUCCAAACCAACAACAAGAUUGCUAUCGGUGCUGCAAUUUCCCCGAGGUCAUCCUACAACGGAAAACAAUUUGAUAUUGGUGUGAUGGUCUGGAAGGAUCCAAAGCAUGGACACUGGUGGCUGGAGUUUGGUUCAGGGCUUUUAGUUGGGUAUUGGCCAGCAUUUUUGUUCAGUCACUUGAGGAGCCACGCCGACAUGGUGCAGUUUGGAGGAGAAAUUGUUAAUACCAGAUCGAUGGGGUUUCAUACAUCCACGCAGAUGGGUAGUGGCCAUUUUGCAGAAGAAGGAUUCGGGAAAGCGUCCUACUUCCGAAACUUACAGGUCGUGGACUGGGAUAAUAAUUUACUUCCUCUUUCGAACCUCCAUAUUGUGGCGGAUCAUCCAAACUGCUAUGAUAUCAAACAGGGGAGAAACAAUGUCUGGGGGACUUACUUUUACUAUGGAGGUCCUGGAAGGAAUGUAAGAUGUCCAUGAACAGUGAACAGAAUGAUAUAGGUUAGAGAGUGUCAUUUAUUCUUUUUUUUUCCACCCAAUUUUUCAGGGAAUUAGCUCAUCACCAUCCCAGUAUUCACGUGUUUUUUUGGGUCAAUUUUCCUUUUUUGAUAUUUCAUUAUUACUUUUAAAUGGUUACUGAUCAAUUGUCCCACUUUGGGACUAUGUAUAUGGGAAAUGAUUGAGGUGUUAAUAAUACUGGUUUGUGGUUUUGUGUCA
Eucalyptus grandis is the source of this 1986-nucleotide messenger RNA. RefSeq lists its product as uncharacterized. The transcript is spliced from 8 exons. The record is from RefSeq and is a predicted model, not a curated record. Lineage: Eukaryota; Viridiplantae; Streptophyta; Magnoliopsida; Myrtales; Myrtaceae. The coding region runs from base 319 to 1749 and encodes 476 amino acids.